AUGAAGUUCUUGCUUGCAGAUCUCUCUCGGCCUGUCUACGCUGCAGGAAACAGAAACUCAAAUGUGGCGGGCCCGGAAAGAUACCUUGCCAGCGAUGCCGUUGCCAAAACGGCCAAUCUUGAGUGGCGAUUGGAGUUGAUAGAGCAACAGCUCCGGCUAGAAAUUGAUACAUUGCGAGAACAGGUUGCUAAAAUCUCUCACAAUGGCAAUUUAGUCCAGCACAAGGGCUCCUUUUCACCACCCAAUCCAGCAGCCCUCUCGGCAGUGUCGCGGAACAUCUCUUACAAUACUGCCUCCCCUCCGAUUACUGAUGAAAGCGAAUGGGAUGAGCUGUACGAAUUCUUUUGCACCAAUUGCAGCUCAACAAUUGCGGUAAUAGACGACCAGCUAUUCUCGGCUAGUGAAGCCAUGAAGAAUCACCGACUGAUGUCGGCUGUCAUAAGCGCAAUUGCUUCCAGGGCCGUUCGCCCCGAAACAUACCAAUCAUAUGUCGCGGCGGUUGACAAUCUUAUCAUGCAAACCUUUCAAGGGCCAAUGACCGACUUGCUUGGCGUUUAUGCCAUGAUUGUAUUUGUAACAUGGACUGGACGAUCACGCUUAAUGGGCUACGUUGCCUCUGUGGCCACCGAAUUGAAGUUACAUGAAGCCGCGAUUGUAAUUGGAGAUCAAGAUACAGAGCAUACCCAAGAAUUGGUCGAAAAGGCAAGAGCCUGGUUUACCUUAUGCUGUUUGGACUUGCAAACGAACCUCAGUAGGCCCUUUGUCAUAAACAACAUGAGACAGUAUCUGGGUUAUGCGAAGUAUCUCGUUAUGUCUCCCUAUCGCCAUCCCGUCGAUAACCGCAUCUGUGACUGCAUUCAAGGAUUCAUAAUCGCAGGGGAUCUGAAAGGAAAGCUACAGAACUCUCAGAUGAGGUGCAAGCCAUUACCACAAGCGGUCAUUGAUCUUCUUAAUUCUUCCGAUGAAGCUGUCGACAAAUGGCUGCAUGAGAUGACGAAUAAAGUCCAUCCUCUCUACCAAACCUUCUCACAGAAGCAAGAUAGGAACCGAUUAUUGGUACCAUUCGGCUUCAUGAAGCUCUACAUCAAUGGUCUCGUGUUGCAAGGUAUGGGGUCGGUAGAUGACUUGAGCUCAGAUCCGGUUCGAAUCGAAUUCAUUCGGCGAGCUCUAGAUAGCGCAAGCUUGAUUGUCGAAACACAACAUGAUUCCACAUCUUUCCGACGAGCAUUCAAAUACAGCAUAGACUAUGCCGGGAUACCAUUAUACUACGCAAUCUGCUUCAUCUUGAAAGCUCUCCCCCUAUCUUACAGUUUCGUCGACGCUCGGCGUCUUCUCACCAGGGUUGAGCAAGCAGCGGAGAUGUUUGAAGAAGGAGGAGCUCAAGAUACCGCGAAUGAGCUUCGACGAGACAGAGAUAGAAUAGCGGCGGUAACCCAAACAGUCCUGACUCCUCGGACUAUCCAAGAUCCUAGUGGGGACAUCCCACUCAGCGAGCUCUUUGAUAUCCCCAGUUUCAUCGAAGAUAUGCAGACGUGGGACGAAAACUUCCCAGCAUUAGGUAUAUUUCCUUCGGAGUAA
Messenger RNA from Penicillium waksmanii, 1578 nucleotides. RefSeq names its product fungal specific transcription factor domain-containing protein. Lineage: Eukaryota; Fungi; Ascomycota; Eurotiomycetes; Eurotiales; Aspergillaceae. The record is from RefSeq and is a predicted model, not a curated record. The coding region runs from base 1 to 1578 and encodes 525 amino acids. The transcript is spliced from 7 exons.